This is a messenger RNA of Mycena indigotica, 546 nucleotides long. RefSeq lists its product as uncharacterized. The coding region runs from base 1 to 546 and encodes 181 amino acids. The transcript has 2 exons. Lineage: Eukaryota; Fungi; Basidiomycota; Agaricomycetes; Agaricales; Mycenaceae. The record is from RefSeq and is a predicted model, not a curated record.
AUGCGCUGCCCUGCUUCCUUCAGCGCGGGCUCUUCUCGUCACCGGUGCGUAGUCCGCGUCAUCGAUUCUGGAUCUGACUUGGACCAAGGCUUUAGCGCCCUUACGAUAACGCUGCAGCACGUGCGUCGUGCGCCGACUUCCCAAAUCCCCUCUUUCUCUGGCUCUCGCGUGAGCCUCGAGUUGCUCCAGCGUAUUCAACGCCCCCGCUCGUUGGCACGGCCGACGCAAUCCCUCAAGGCUGGUUUUGACCGCUGCUGUGAACCCGGUCACGCUGAAGCCUUGCUUGCGACAUCGACUUCUGAGGCAACAAGGCCAGCAGUCGGCGCGGUAGCUGUUCCUCCUCCUCCCUUCAUCGCCGACUCCUCCUCCUCGUCUCACAGCACAUCUCCAAGCGAAGGUUCUCCUUUCUGCAUCACUCGAUUCGCUUCCGCGCAUAUCUGCCGGUUCCUGGGCCCGUGGGAAAAUGAUCUGAUCGACAAGGAUUUCCACGGCACGCGUCGAACGCGCCAUCCUCAUGCUCUCGAUCUCACUAACAACAAACAGUGA